CUUUAGUAGUGAAGGCGCAAAUUGCUUUGAAAGCCGGUUUUGUGCAAAUUCUGACGAAGUUCUGGCCGCAAGAAUAUUUGCGUUAAAAUUCCCACGAUUGGAUUAGAUCCCUUGAUUUUCCUGUUUUUCCUCACAUUGAUUUCAGUUCUUGGCAUUCAGGGAAUUAACUAAAAUGAGUACUCCUUCCCCUGCUCAGGCACUUAACCUAGAUAAAAAUGCACAGAAGGCUUUUAUAAGUUACUACAAUGGUUUGGGAGAGAAACCUUUAACGACAAUUCGCUUCUUCAAUCGAGUUGAUUACUACACCGUCCACGGUCCGGAUGAUACUGAGCUUGUCUCAAAAAUUAUAUACCAUUCAACAGCUAACGUGAAGCAAAUGGCACCGGGUGAUGUCGAGCCAUUGCUGUACUUGACACUGUCCAGAGGUAAUUUUGAAAAUGCCAUCAGGGAGCUGCUCCUGGUGAGGAACCAUCGUGUCGAAGUUUAUGUGAAAGAGAAAAGCAACCGCCAAUCGGACUGGUCCCUGGAAUACAAAGGAUCUCCCGGAAAUCUCGUUCAAUUUGAAGAUGUUCUGUUCAACAGAAAUGACAUGGUAGCUGGUUCUGCAAUGAUCGCUGUAAAUCUGCGCAAUGAAGGGAAACAAACUAUGGUAGGGCUUGCUUGCGUUGAUUGCACUGACUGCGAAAUGUCCCUGACGGAGUUCCUAGAUGAUGACUUUUUCGCAGAGCUUGAAGCGACUAUCGUUCUAUUGGGUCCCCGAGAAUGCAUUAUUCCAAGUGGGGAAGGAGAAUACGGUCGAAUCAGAACUCUGAUGGAGAGGAACAAUGUCAUGGUCACCAUAAGGAAGAAGACAGAUUUCUCCAUUGCAUAUGACGAUAUUAUCCAGGACCUUAACAAAUUACUGCGGUUCGAAAAAGGUCAACAAGAGAGUGCAAAUACCUUGCCUGAAGUCAAUAAGAGGCUCGCGUUGUUUGCUUUAGCGGCGGCAAUCAAAUAUAUGGCAUUGCUAACUGACGACACCAACUUUGGGCAAUACAAAUUGAAGCUGUUAAACCUGAACAGAUAUGUUCAUUUGGAUGCAGCAGCUGUGCGCGCUCUCAACAUCUUGCCGAAACCUGGCACAAAUAUAACUAGUCCGGCUUACCGAUGGCAGAGUAUCCUCGGUGUUUUGGACAGAUGCCGUACCCCUCAGGGUCAUCGGUUAAUGGCUCAAUGGGUAAAGCAACCCUUGCGCAAUGAAGCUACCCUACAGGAUCGUCACAAUAUUGUGCAAUGCUUGCUUGACAGUCCCUCGGUCCUGCAAGACUUGUAUGAUGUACAAUUAAAGCGUAUUCCCGAUGUGCUGAUGCUAACCAAAAGACUAAUGCGAAAGAAAGCAACUUUGCAGGAUUUGUUCCGCACCUACCAGAUUAUUGUUCGAACUCCAACAAUCGCAACCGCUCUUGCCGACAUGGAGAACACUUCAGUGACAAAUAUUUUGAGUAAUCCUCUGCAGGAUACUCUUAACGAUCUGAAAAUGUUGAAGGAAAUGGUUGAACAGGUGAUCGAUCUGGAGGGCAUUCAAAAGGGGGAAUACUACGUGAAAGCGUCCUUUGAUUCCGACCUUGAAGAAAUGAAACAAAAACUUGAUAGAAUGGACUCAAAAAUGGACAAGAUGCACAGGAAAGCCAUUGAUGAUUUGGAGUUAGACAACAUCAAACUUGAAUUUGUUUCGCAUUUGGGAUACCAUUUUCGUAUCACUUUAAAAGACGAUGCCAUUCUCCGAAAAAGUAAGAAGUAUAGAGUGCUAGAUGUUAUCAAAGGGGGCGUGCGAUUCACAACUGAUGAAUUGAGUGAAUGCAGCCAAGAGACAGCUGAAAUUCGUGAAGCUUAUGAAGAACAACAAAAAUCAAUCGUGAAUGAGGUGAUUCGAGUGGCUAUCGGUUACUUGGGACCGCUCACAACUCUAAACUUUCAACUGGCCCAAAUCGAUUGCUUGGUUAGUUUUGCUAUAGCAGCAAAGAAUGCGCCGAUACCGUACGUGCGACCGAAAAUGCUUCCGGAAGGAUCUGGGAUAUUACAUCUGAGAAACAUCCGACACCCUUGCUUAGAAUUGCAGGAAGAUGUGUCGUAUAUUGCAAAUGAUGUGAAUUUUGCAGAAGGAGAAUCGACCAUGUACAUCAUUACUGGACCAAAUAUGGGCGGUAAGAGCACUUUUAUUCGCUCAGUGGGUACAACGGUUCUUAUGGCCCAUGUUGGCUCUUUCGUUUCUUGCGACGACGCUGUAAUUUCCAUGGUAGAUUCGAUUUUAGGACGAAUUGGUGCAGGAGAUAAUAUUGUAAAAGGACUUAGCACUUUUAUGGUGGAAAUGAUUGAAACAUCGGCUAUUAUUCGGACUGCUACCGAAAAAUCUCUGGUAAUCAUUGAUGAAUUAGGACGAGGUACAUCUACCUAUGAUGGUUGUGGGAUUGCAUGGGCAAUCGCGGAACACUUGGCUAAGGAAGUUCGUUGUUUUACGCUCUUCGCUACACAUUUCCACGAAAUCGCGGAAUUAAGUAGUUCAACGCCGACGGUUAAAAGCUAUUAUAUGGAUGCAGCGGUAGAAAAGGGACAAUUCACAUUGCUCUAUCGCCUCAAACCAGGAGUAAUUGAACGAAGUUUUGGCAUACAUGUUGCUAAAUUGGCUGAUUUUCCGCAACAUCUUGUGGAGUUGGCUGAAGAAAAGUACGAAGAAUAUGAGGAUCAUGUGAGAAACAUCACAUCCGAAUCAGACAAGGAACUUGCAAAAUACGUUGAGAAUACCGUUGAAAGGAUAUGGCAAACUGGUGGCGAUAUGACAGACGUAGAAAUGGAAGAAGUUAUGGAUGAUUGCAGGCGAAGAGUUACUGAAUCGAAAAGCGAGUAUUUCAAAAAAGCAUUCCCUGACUUGUUUAUGGAAUAGAAUUUAGGCUUAUCUACAGGGUACAACUUUUAUGAUUUUUUAACCCCUUCUGACAUGCGGGUACUGUUAUCUCUAAAGUUAUGUUUAUAUUGAAUUUAGUUCUUGUUUUAUAUGCAUACAUUUUUGUUAUACAGAAAUGAAAUUAUUUUUAUUCUAAUAGAAUAAAAGCAGAUUCUGAACUAUUGAAA
Messenger RNA from Hermetia illucens (black soldier fly), 3108 nucleotides. It is a transcript of the gene spel1, whose product is annotated as DNA mismatch repair protein spellchecker 1. Gene Ontology annotation, molecular function: mismatched DNA binding; ATP-dependent DNA damage sensor activity; ATP binding. Gene Ontology annotation, biological process: mismatch repair; mitotic recombination. NCBI's taxonomy places the organism in Eukaryota, Metazoa, Arthropoda, Insecta, Diptera, Stratiomyidae. The record is from RefSeq and is a predicted model, not a curated record. Gene Ontology annotation, cellular component: nucleus; MutSalpha complex. The coding region runs from base 173 to 2920 and encodes 915 amino acids. The transcript is spliced from 10 exons.